This is a messenger RNA of Helobdella robusta, 690 nucleotides long. RefSeq lists its product as hypothetical. The record is from RefSeq and is a predicted model, not a curated record. Gene Ontology annotation, molecular function: G protein-coupled peptide receptor activity. Gene Ontology annotation, cellular component: membrane. The coding region runs from base 1 to 690 and encodes 229 amino acids. The transcript is spliced from 2 exons. NCBI's taxonomy places the organism in Eukaryota, Metazoa, Annelida, Clitellata, Rhynchobdellida, Glossiphoniidae.
AUGCAAAUCAACAUCCUCACUCAUACCAACGGUGUUGCAUACUUUCCAGACUACAAAUUCCACCACUACAACCUUCAAAAUGACAGCAACAACACCACCAUUAACAACGACAACAACCUCAGUUACUUUAUCAUAAGUUUGAACAGCUAUGACAUCAACUACAGCACAACAACAACAACCAACACAUCAACAUCGAUGACAUCAGACAACGUCAACAGCACUGACAUCUUCACAACUCUUCACUACUUCAAUCACCGAUAUCAAAAAAUCCACGGUUACCUCAGUCUGCUGGUCAGUCUGUUUGGCGUCUUCUCCAACAUCAUCAACAUAAUCGUGCUGACCAGGAAGUCUAUGAUCAGCUCAGCUACAAACCUGCUGCUGACCGCAUUGGCGAUUUUCGACCUACUGACCAUGAUGUCAUACGUGCCGUUCACCAUUUAUUUUCAUUGCUUGACCAGUCUAAACCCGGAGGAAAACCACAAGAAAGGGUGGAUAAUUUUGCUGGUGUUUCACUCCAGUUUCACCAUCACCACGCACACGUGCGCUAUCUGGAUCACUGUCGCCCUAGCCGUCUUCAGAGAUAACGAAAUUUUUUCGAAAGGUGUUCAUUCAUUUUUGGCUAGCUGGAAAGCUCUUCAGACCAGCGCAGAGUUUUCCACGCAAGGAAAUCCAGACAAAUAUCUCAAUUAA